Capsaspora owczarzaki ATCC 30864 is the source of this 1349-nucleotide messenger RNA. RefSeq names its product ferrochelatase. Gene Ontology annotation, biological process: heme biosynthetic process. The transcript is spliced from 7 exons. Gene Ontology annotation, molecular function: protoporphyrin ferrochelatase activity. The coding region runs from base 10 to 1311 and encodes 433 amino acids. The record is from RefSeq and is a predicted model, not a curated record. NCBI's taxonomy places the organism in Eukaryota, Filasterea, Ministeriida, Capsasporidae.
GUCUGAACAAUGCUGUCGCGCCUGCGAUUUGGACUCUCGGGCGCUGCCCAGCAGCUCGCGCGAUCGUCGCCGCUACAGCCGUUGCUGCUGCAGCACCAAAGCGGCGCGAUUGCUGUUUCACGAUCCUCGCACUCUGCGCCUGCUCCAUCGGCCACCACUGCCACUGCCAUUCCCGCUCCCACUGAUGGAUUGCGUGUCACUCCUGUAUCAACCAAACCGCCCACUGCAAUCGUUCUGAUGAAUCUUGGCGGCCCCGCAACACAGGCAGACGUCCACGACUUUCUCUUGAGGCUGUUCUCCGACCGAGACAUUAUUCCACUGCCGCUGCAGAGCUAUUCUGCACGGUUUAUUGCACGACGACGGACACCUACCAUCCAACAGCAGUACGCCAAGAUUGGCGGGGGGUCGCCCAUUCGUUCGUGGACUGAAAAGCAAGGGCAGGCCAUGGCCAAGAUGCUCGACGAGAUCUCUCCCAGCACCGCACCGCACAAGCCUUACAUUGCCUUCCGGUAUGCGCGACCCCUCACGGACGACGCGUUGGCGCAGAUGGCCGCAGAUGGUGUGACAAGAGCGGUGGCCUUCACCCAGUAUCCACAGUACUCGUGCUCGACCACGGGAAGUAGCUUGAACGAGCUCGCUCGCCAAAUCUCUGCUGCCGGCUCGGCGUCGCCCUUGAAAGACAUGCAAUGGUCUGUGAUUGACCAUUGGCCGACGCAUCCCCUGUUUGUCCAAGCUGUCGUGCACAACAUUCGCCAGGCCUUGCUGCGCUUCCCCGAAGCCAAGCGAAAGGAGGUGGUCUUGGUCUUCUCCGCACACUCGUUGCCAAUGACUGUGGUGAAUCGUGGCGAUGCUUACCCUCCACAAGUGGCCGCCACUGUUCAUGCCGUCAUGCAAGAACUGGGCCACUCCCACCAGUUCCAACUUGUGUGGCAGAGCAAGGUUGGUCCCCAGAACUGGCUCGGCCCUCGUACCGACGAGGCAAUCCGCGGCUUUGCGGCCAAUGGCCGCAAGAAUCUCCUCUUGGUUCCGAUUGCCUUCACUUCCGAUCACAUCGAGACCUUGUUUGAGUUGGAUCAUGAAUAUGCGGACGUUCUCGCAAAGGAGGUUGGAAUCGAACAAAUCGAACGCUCGGAAUCCCUCAACGAACCACCCCCUAUUCAUCAAAGCCAUGGCUACAAUUGUGCACGAGCAUCUCCAGCAAGCAGAAGCCACCGGCAAGGCCUGCAGCAAGCAGCUUGGCAUGCGGUUGUCCCAAAGUGCACCAAUCCCAAGUGUGAGACCACCCGUACCUUCUUUGGCGCUGAACAUUGAAAUGGUAUUGAGUGCGUUUGCCUCAACCCCCCCCCCCA